UCUUGUCCCGAUGCAUGUACACAUUAAACGAGUAAAGUGAACCAACGGCAUGUCUUUGGUACGCCACAACAACUCCUACGAGAUGUCUUCGUAUGACGACAGCUCCGACUCGGGUUUCGAGAUGUCCUUCGUCUCCAAAUCGGAAACCAUCACGGAAUAUGAUCAUGGCAGUGAUUUCAUCGACUUUGACAUGGACCAAUCACCUCAGGAUCGAUUAUUAAACACUCCAAGGAAACAACUACUCUACGAGAGAUUCAGCAGUGCUUUUCACAAAGGUGCCAAUCCAGAGGAAUAUGUUUCGGACGUGCAGGUAACACCUCCACAGAAUUGGGGGUAUGAAGAGUUUAAUAAACCAAAUAUACCAUCGACAGUUACAACUGGAUUAGUUGUAAAUCGUAAUUUGUUUCCUGGAGAGCCUACAGAAGAAGAUUUUCAAUGUUUAAAUGCAAAUAUGACAUCAACACCUCAAAAGUCUUCUUCUAGAAGUGAUAAAACUGAUAAAACUGAACAAAAACCAAAGAGACGCUAUGCAACUGGCAGAAACCGUGUAUCAAGAGCAAAAAGUCCUUCGCAAAUCAUGAAAAUAAAACGCACAAGACGCAUGAAAGCAAACGACCGGGAACGUAACCGAAUGCACAUGCUCAACGAAGCUUUAGAUAAACUCCGAAUGGUCCUACCAGCAUUCCCCGAAGACACAAAACUAACCAAAAUAGAAACACUGCGUUUUGCACAUAAUUACAUCAACGCCCUGGGAGAAGCAUCCAAAGACAUCGAUAAAUAUUCCAACGGUGAUAAUCUAAUCAUACAAGUUGGUAAUGUCACCGUGGCCAUCAAUAAAGACGGCAACAAAAUCACUCAGGACCAAAAUCACUCGUCUCAUCAGUAUUUCAGCACGGCGGUUGUGACGAGCGGAAGCAUCACCAACGCCAGCUUCAUGCAGGAUUACAACGAGCCGAAUCAUUUAAAGUACAAUUCGUAUUCGUCCUCGUCGCCAAUGAUGGACGAUCUGUAUGAAUCUCCGGCGAAGGCAACAAAGUAUGACUAUCAGUGUGCUAAUCCUAACUAUGAGAAUUAUUACCAUCCUAGUCAUCAUAGUCAUCAUAGUCAGCAUCAUGGCGGCCAGGAUUACUACAACUAUGACAAGUUUCAACAUUAUAAUAACAAUGCGAUGUUUGAGUGCUUGUAAUAGGAGUAAGUGUGUUGUAAACGAUGAUAUUGUGCAAAAUGAUGGAUCGAUGCUAGUCAAUAUGCAAUGUGAAUGAAUCUACAUAACAAUAGUGGGAUAAAUUGUGUAUAUUUAAAAUUUGCAGAUGGAAAUUUAUUAAAAUUUAAUGUAUUUUUACGGGAAAAUAUCAAAAGAAAACAAAAAAUACUUAGUUUUAAUGAAAAAAUUAGAAAUAUGUUAAAUUUUAAUCAAAAUGGCGGAUUUUUGCAAGUUUUACAUGACAAUAAUGAUAUAAAUUGUUAUAUCAAAAAUUUGCAGAUGUAAAUUUACUCAAAUUUAACGUAUUUCCUUGAUAAACAUUCAUUAGAAGACAAAAA
Molecule: messenger RNA, 1542 nt
Organism: Dalotia coriaria
Lineage: Eukaryota; Metazoa; Arthropoda; Insecta; Coleoptera; Staphylinidae
Exons: 1
Coding region: 50-1186 (378 amino acids)
Biological process (GO): sensory organ development; positive regulation of transcription by RNA polymerase II; axon development
Cellular component (GO): nucleus
Molecular function (GO): E-box binding; DNA-binding transcription factor activity, RNA polymerase II-specific; protein dimerization activity
Source: RefSeq, a predicted model, not a curated record